AUGUCGUUUGGGUUUUCAAUUGGGGAUAUUAUACUCCUCAGUCAACUAGCGUAUGGUCUCUACUCAAGCAUCAGUUCUGGAAGGAAGGCAGCCUCGCGCGAUCUCAAAGAACUCGAGGACGUACUUUUCAGCCUAAAAUGCGCCUUGGACCAUCUGGGAGAAGCUUCCAAGGAUCUGCUUGCACGACCAGAUCGGUAUGGAGGAGCAAAAUUCAAAGAGAAGCUGGAUGCGAUGAUAAACGCCUGCGCGUCUACUCUACAAGAACUAGAAACCACGACGGAGAAGUACCGUUCGGUUGAGAGUGCAGCUGUAGAGAACGCAGCGGCCAACAAGGGCAAAGCAAAGUUGCGCACGCUAGACGACAUGAAGAAAAGCAUCCAAGUCAACUGGCAUAGGGUGCGGUGGGACUAUGAAAAACAGUCGCUGCAGCAAUAUCGCGAGAAGCUGAAGUCGCAUACUGAUGCGAUCAAUCUCAUACUGACUUCUAUGAUCUGGGCAAACUCUACCCUCGCAGACGAAAAAAGCACACAGAGCCAUGAGAAAACGCAUGGGUUGUUAGAGCAAGUGCUGAAAAAGUCAGAAACAGAUGAUUCAGUCCGAAGCAUAGUUGAGGAUAUCCGCAACAUGCUCACACAGGCCCAUCUGGGUGCGAAGAAGGCCCCUGAAACCCCACCAGACCCAGUGGUACUACCAAGUAACUCUGCGUUUAUCACUGCAUAUUCACAUGGUCCACCACCCAUUAGAAAAGGCAAUGGCUUUGCCGCGAGUUAUGCGCUACAUUCUGCUUCAGCAGACAUGAAUCUGAACCCAGUCUUGCCAAUCAGACCACCUGGUGGGCAUGUGAAGAGAGUGAUAUUGUCAGCUGGAGCUGCGGAGACGCCAUUCCAGAACCACCAACAUACACUGGAGGUUCAAAACGAGCUAUCGAGUGCUGUAGGCCAGAUAGUCUUACCUCCAGAGAUCGUUGAUCUCAAUGCCAGGCGCCGUGCUUUUGGUGAAGAGGAGUAUGAGACUUUCAGGCAGUAUCACUCUACAGAGGAAAAAGUCCAGAAGCCAUCUUUCUUGACCCCUGCCACUCCGACUAUCCGAGAUCUCUAUAAUGGCAUACUUUACCUCUUCGGAGCCCUAUCAGAGGGCAAGCAGCAGACAAGCGAGCUAAAGUUUGAAACUGAACGCUGGAUACAGGGGCUGUCUCUUCUAAUCAAGAAUACCACACCUGAUGCAGAGUCUGAUGAAGGAUUUCUUCAUUUGCUACAGAUGCUAAACAGAACUGUCGAGGGCAGUUCCAAAUCAGUGCGACAGCUCUUCUACGAGGUCUCAGACCCCGCGGGUUUGCUGUCUGCUUUGGAUCAGGUAUCGGCGACAUCGAAGAGUGUCAGAGUGAUGAAGGAGAUUGAGGAUUUUCAAGAUGCCAAAGAAGAGUGGGAAGGCGAUAACGGUGGUAAUUGACUGUAGAUGGUCUAACGGGUAGCCGUGAACGGGCAAUUUUGCAGGUGUAAGGGCUAUCCUGGCACUCAUCCGUCAGCCAGUAUGCGAACCAGCUUUGCAUUGCCAUGGCCAUGCUUGCCCCCUU
Messenger RNA from Bipolaris maydis ATCC 48331, 1573 nucleotides. RefSeq lists its product as uncharacterized. The record is from RefSeq and is a predicted model, not a curated record. NCBI's taxonomy places the organism in Eukaryota, Fungi, Ascomycota, Dothideomycetes, Pleosporales, Pleosporaceae.